Molecule: messenger RNA, 495 nt
Organism: Penicillium argentinense
Lineage: Eukaryota; Fungi; Ascomycota; Eurotiomycetes; Eurotiales; Aspergillaceae
Exons: 1
Coding region: 1-495 (164 amino acids)
Biological process (GO): endosomal transport
Cellular component (GO): BLOC-1 complex
Source: RefSeq, a predicted model, not a curated record
AUGACAGACACAACCAGCCAACAACCCCCCACCGGAACAGAAGAUCAACAGAAAAAAGAGGCACUGGCCGCCUUCACCGCGACCCUCCACUCGGUCGGAACAAACCUCGAAGCACCGCUCCGCGAUCGCGCAACAACCAUAACCGCAAACGAAGCUGCGUUGCAACGACAGGAGACCGAGUUGGCGGAGACCACCGCGCGCCUUGCGAAGCAGAAUGCGCAGUUGGCGGGGCUGGCAGAUGAGGCGCGGGAUGGGCUGAAGGAGAUUGGAGAUGUGCAGAACUGGGCGGAGAUGAUCGAGCGGGAUCUUUUGGUUCUCGAGGAUAUGAUGGAUGAUGUCGAGAAAAAGGAUGCGGAGAGGGAGGAGCUCGAGCGAGACCAUGGAGAGAAUGGCUUUGCUCAUGGUGGGGAGAAUGGAGAUGUUGCUAUGAAUGGGAACGAUAGUAGCAACGGAAAGAAGGAUACAACGUCGCGAGGCUGGUUACGUUGGUGGUAG